Recurvomyces mirabilis is the source of this 2901-nucleotide messenger RNA. It is a transcript of the gene SEC26, whose product is annotated as coatomer subunit beta. Gene Ontology annotation, molecular function: structural molecule activity. Gene Ontology annotation, cellular component: cytoplasm; COPI vesicle coat. Gene Ontology annotation, biological process: intra-Golgi vesicle-mediated transport; endoplasmic reticulum to Golgi vesicle-mediated transport; intracellular protein transport. Lineage: Eukaryota; Fungi; Ascomycota; Dothideomycetes; Mycosphaerellales; Teratosphaeriaceae. The record is from RefSeq and is a predicted model, not a curated record. Bases 1 to 2901 code for a protein of 966 amino acids. The transcript has 2 exons.
AUGGCGACCUUUUUAGAGAGCUCAUACUCCCUCGUCCACCAGGACAACCUCGCCGACACACCCUCCCUCCAGGACCUACGAACACAAUUGGAGAAGGGAUCCGAUGACACUAAAGUGGAGACGAUGAAGCGCAUCCUCACCAUCAUGCUCAACGGAGACCCCAUGCCGAACCUCCUCAUGCACAUCAUCCGCUUCGUCAUGCCCAGCAAGAGCAAGCAGUUGAAGAAGUUGCUAUACUUAUACUACGAGGUCUGUCCGAAGCUAGACAGCAGUGGCAAGCUUAAGCAGGAGAUGAUUUUGGUGUGUAACGGUAUUCGAAUGGAUCUGCAGCACGCCAAUGAGUACAUUCGAGGCAACACACUUCGCUUUCUAUGCAAGCUGCGAGAGCCGGAGUUGAUUGAGCCUCUCCUGGCACCGGCAAGAGCUUGUUUGGAGCACAGACAUAGCUAUGUCAGGAAGAAUGCAGUCUUCGCCAUUGCCAGCAUCUACCAGCACUCUGAGCAGCUCAUGCCGGAUGCGCCGGAGCUUCUUCAGAACUUCCUCGAGUCAGAGAGUGAUAAUACAUGCAAGCGCAACGCUUUUGCUGCUCUGAUGACCAUCAGCCAUGAGAAGUCGCUGGAGUACUUGUCAGGAGUGUUUGAGGGCAUACCCAACGCAAGCGAGCUUCUGCAGCUGGUGGAGCUGGAGUUCAUCAGGAAAGAUGCGAUACAGAACCAGCAGAACAAGGCACGAUAUUUACGGCUCAUCUUCGACCUGCUGGAGGCCAAAGACAGCACGGUUGUAUACGAGGCGGCAAGCAGUCUUACAUCACUCACGAACAACCCUGUUGCAGUCAAGGCAGCGGCAUCAAAGUUCAUCGAACUCAGCAUCAAAGAGUCGGACAACAAUGUUAAGCUUAUCGUGCUGGAGAAGGUCAACCAGCUACGGCAAGCAAAUGAAGGCGUGCUGGACGAUCUGACCAUGGAAAUUUUGCGCGUUCUAUCGUCACCCGAUCUGGACGUGCGAAGAAAAGCUCUUGAGCUUGCGAUGGACAUGGUGUCCUCGAAGAAUGUGGAAGAGGUUGUCAUGCUGCUCAAGAAGGAGCUCGGAAAGACUGUGGACGAGCAGUCCUACGAGAAGAACAACGAAUACCGAUCUUUACUCAUCCACUCUAUUCAUCAAUGCGCCAUCAAGUUCUCGGAGAUCGCGCAGAGUGUGGUCGGUCUGCUCAUGGACUUCAUCAGCGACUUCAACAAUGCCUCCGCAGUUGACGUGAUCAGCUUCGUCAAAGAAGUGGUCGAGCGCUUCCCGAAGAUGCGAUCCAGCAUUAUUGCUCGAUUAGUGGAGACGCUGGGCGAAGUCCGUGCUGGUAAGGUCUAUCGAGGCGCAUUGUGGAUCAUUGGUGAGUACUCGUUAGAGGAGCAGGAUAUUCGAGAUGCGUGGAAGCGCGUUCGAGCCAGUCUUGGCGAGAUUCCCAUUGUCGCUAGCGAGGCACGAUUGCUAGAAGAGCAGCCCGAUGGCGAGUCGACAGAUCUCUUGGACUCCGCUGCGCAGACUAACGGCCAUUCGAAGCCCAGCCAGCCUACAGGCAGCCGAAAGAUACUGGCUGAUGGUACAUACGCCACCGAAUCGGCACUCACAUCCACCGCGAGCGCCAAGGCAAAGCUUGAUGCUGUGAAGGCGGCGCAGAAGCCACCACUUAGGCAGCUGAUACUUGACGGCGACUUCUAUCUUGCGACUGUACUCUCAUCCACGCUCACCAAGCUCGUCAUGCGACAUUCCGAGAUCUCUAGUGACUCUGCGCGGACGAAUGCGUUGAGAGCAGAGGCUAUGCUGAUCAUGAUUUCCAUCAUCCGUGCUGGUCAGAGUCAGUUCGUCAAGGCGCCAAUAGAUGAAGACAGCGUUGACCGCAUCAUGUCUUGCGUACGAUCAUUGGCAGAAUUCGCACAGAAGAAGGAUCUUGAGAUAGCGUUCUUGGACGACACGAGGAAAGCUUUCCGGGACAUGGUACAAGUGGAAGAGCGGAAACGAAAGGAGAAGGAGGACGUGAUGAAAGCGAAGUCUGCCAUCCAAGUCGACGAUGUGAUAUCGAUCCGCCAACUGAAACCCAAGAACGCCAUCGAAGGUGCAGAAGAAGUAGAAAUGGAUCUUGAGAAAGCCACGGGCGGCGACUCAGCAACCGAAGACCUCACCUCAAAACUCAGUCGUGUCGUCCAACUGACCGGCUUCUCCGACCCCGUCUACGCCGAAGCCUACGUCCAAGUUCACCAGUUCGACAUCAUCCUCGACGUCCUCCUCGUCAACCAAACCCGCGACACACUCCAGAAUCUCUCCGUCGAGUUCGCCACUCUUGGGGAUCUGAAGGUGGUUGAGCGCCCCACCACCCAAAAUCUCGGCGCUCUAGAUUUCCUGAACGUACAAGCCACCAUCAAAGUAUCCAGCACCGAUACCGGCGUCAUCUUUGGCAAUGUCGUAUACGAUGGUCCCAGCAGCACAGAUAGCCAGGUCGUCAUCCUCAAUGACGUGCACGUGGACAUCAUGGAUUACAUCCAGCCGGCGCAAUGUACCGAGACGCAGUUUAGGACUAUGUGGACGGAGUUUGAGUGGGAGAAUAAGGUGAAUAUUAAUGCGAAGAUGGGUAAGGGCAAGGGUUUGAGGGAGUUCUUGCAGGGGUUGAUGAAGGUUACCAAUAUGAGUUGUCUUACGCCUGAGGCGAGUUUGGGUGGGGAGUGUCAGUUUUUGUCGGCUAAUCUUUAUGCGAGGAGUGUUUUUGGUGAGGAUGCUUUGGCGAACUUGAGCGUUGAAAAGGAAGGCGAGAAUGGCCCUGUGACUGGAUUCAUGCGGAUACGGAGUCGCAGCCAAGGACUGGCAUUGAGCUUGGGCAGCUUGAAGGGUCUGAGCAAGAUCGGCGAGAUUGCAUGA